AUGGAGCCAAAACGUUUCAAGAAUCACAAGAGGCGUGGAUUCGGCACCCCUGUCGGAGAUGUGGUCGAACCCCUGGAUAUAAGUAUGGCAACCUGGUCACUCUCAAGACUGGGAGGGCGCCCGUACCUGUUAGUCAGCCAGUCAAGAACCCAUCCCAAAGCGCCCGAGCUGGGCCAGGACCACUUGCUUCCUUGCAUAUCUACAAGUAUGUACUCACCUUGUAAAAAGUAUUGGCGAUGGCUGUAUCAGACGAACACGCUGGUCAGCCUCGGCCAUCACAGUCACUUGGGAUUUCCCAUGCGCAGCGCGACCUGCAGUUCGAAUGUAGAAGGAUAUUUUCGUAGCCUCGUCCGUGCUGCCCGUCCGGCGCCUUCCUUUAUUUGUCCUCCAGCAGGUGGACCCUAUUCUGGUACUCGACUCAAGGGAUGGAACGAAGUUGAACUGCGUUGGUGUUAA
Molecule: messenger RNA, 456 nt
Organism: Neurospora crassa OR74A
Lineage: Eukaryota; Fungi; Ascomycota; Sordariomycetes; Sordariales; Sordariaceae
Exons: 2
Coding region: 1-456 (151 amino acids)
Source: RefSeq, a predicted model, not a curated record